This is a messenger RNA of Cladocopium goreaui, 1533 nucleotides long. Lineage: Eukaryota; Dinophyceae; Suessiales; Symbiodiniaceae. The record is from the annotation of a GenBank genome assembly.
UGUGAGCUUGGCAAAUGUGACAUGACCUGACAAACCUAGCCAGACCAGUUGAGCAUGGCCUGGCGGGCUGUCCAAAGCCAUGGGCUGGGAGAAAUUGUGCAAGAGAAAAGUUGCUAUCGUUUGCGACUCUGAUGAUGAGAGCACGAUCACCACGAUCACCACGAUCACCUCCAGGGACUGCAAGUGCAAAAAGACCCUGAGCGUUUCAGAGAAAAAAAUUGAAAUCGAGAUCGACAGCGACGAUAGCGACGAUAGCUUGGAAACAUUGGAAACAGUACCGAGAAAAGAUCUUGAUGAACUCAUUGGACCGGACUUUCUGGGUACCCCGAAGUCCAAGAGGUUGCCAGCUCUAAAAGAUCCACCUUCCGCGAAGGUACGGUUCCUGAAGCUCAGGCCGGAUACACCCGAGAAGCUGCCAACGGUGAAGCAGGUCACUCCAGGUGAACAAAUCGAGCCCAACAGCUCUAAACCUGGAUCAGAUCGGUCAGAUCUCCAUCCAAAGUCUGGAAAGUCUGAGCGCUUCGUGGAGAAAAUCAGGUCGACGAUUAAAGAUCAGCCCCCUGAAGCUGAAAAAUCUGAAAAACCUUUGCCUCCAAAAGCUUCGCCAUUGAUGUUCCGGCUUGACAACUCCAGGGCAUCACUUUUAAAACCAAAGGCACCUCGGAAGUCCAAGCAUUUUCCUCACAGAGUUUCAGCUCCACCUCCAGUCCUUGACUGUGAUGAGUUGCUGGCCUCAGCCGCCGGGAAACGGCUGGCUGACCCGGCUGUCCCGGCUGUGGCCCCACAGCUGCAACGGCCCGGGGUGGCACUGGUCAUCAAGAAGCGCUGGUGUGAUGAGAUCUUCGAGGGAAGCAAGGUCUGGGAGAUUCGAGGAAGUUCUUUGGCGAAGAGAGGCCGCAUUUGUAUCGCGCAAUCGAAGUCGCAAAUGCUGGUGGGAGAAGUUGAGAUUGUCAACUGCCUGAAGGUGGGCCGGAAGGUGGAUGGCAAGCUGGUCCCCUGGAGCAACAGCCGCCAGGACGUGCAGAACUUCAUCGGCGCGCGCGAGAAUCUGCCGAAGCAUUGCGUAGAAGACCUCAGCUGGGUGCCCUAUUCCAAGGUCUUUGCCUGGGUCCUGGACAAGAAGCUCCGCUAUGCUGAGCCACAGCCAUAUCGCCACAAGAAAGGCUGCAUCCAGUGGGUGAAGCUGGAGCCUGGCCUCGAGGCCAAGCCCCGGCACAGCUUCGGCGUGCGCCGCAGGUCGCAACUGGGGGCGGCCUCGCGGAGGGCGCGGCCGGUGCAGCCGGUGCAGCCGGUGCAGCCGGUGUUGAGUGCAGUGGCCUUGAGACCAGCCACCAGCAAUGAACCUGCCUGGAGGGUUCCAGCAAAUGCACAUGUCAAAUUUCUGGAGGAUGAUCCAGAUCCUCCACACCAUGGAGAGCCAAUUGACGUGGAUUAGUCAAUUGGUCACUAAACCAUGCACAGGUCAUGGUGGGGAAGCAUCAAAGAUGCAUCGUGGACAGGAGCGCGUGCAAGCGUGUUUGUACGUGUGCAAAA